CUGGGAGGUGCGGCCUGGUCGGGGCGAGCGGCCAUGGAGACCAGAGCGAGAGGAUGAAUAAAGGUUGGCUGGAGCUGGAGAGCGACCCCGGGCUCUUCACCCUACUGGUAGAGGAUUUUGGUGUGAAAGGGGUUCAGGUGGAGGAGAUCUAUGACUUACACUGUAAAGUCCAGGGCCCAGUGUAUGGGUUCAUCUUCCUGUUCAAAUGGAUUGAAGAGCGCAGGUCGCGACGGAAGGUGACGCCACUGGUGGAUGAGACGUCUGUGAUCGAUGAGGAGAUUGUUAACGACAUGUUUUUUGCUCAUCAGCUGAUCCCAAACUCGUGUGCGACUCAUGCCUUGCUCAGUGUCCUUCUGAACUGCGAUGACGUGGAAUUGGGUCCUACUCUCAGCUGGAUGAAAGACUUCACUAAAGGAUUCAGUCCAGAGAGCAAAGGUUAUGCAAUUGGCAACGCUCCAGAACUAGCCAAGGCCCACAACAGCCAUGCCAGGCCGGAACCACGACACCUACCAGAGAAACAGAACGGGAUCAGCACAGUGCGGACCAUGGAGGCCUUUCACUUUGUCAGCUACGUUCCCAUUAACGGUCGACUCUUUGAACUGGAUGGGUUGAAAGCGUACCCCAUCGACCACGGGCCAUGGGGCGAGGAUGAAGAGUGGACAGACAAAGCGAGGAGAGUUAUAAUGGAGCGAAUAGGACUCGCGACUGCUGGAGAACCGUAUGAUAUCCGCUUUAACCUGAUGGCAGUGGUGCCCGAUCGAAGGAUCAAGUACGAGACAAAGUUGAGCCUUCUGAAGAUGAACCGGCAAACAGUGCUGGAGGCGUUACAGCAGACGCUAAUCCACGUCACUCAGCCGGAGCUGAUCCAGACACAGAAACCCCAGGAGGCUCAGGCCAUGGAGGAAGCGAAGCAAGCCUUAAAAAAACCUGCAGCUGAAAUCGAGGCCGUCAAGACCCAGCCUGUCCAGGACACUGCACAGCCUGGAUCCACUGAAGACCCUGUGGCCCAAAUUCAGCCGAUUUCCACAACCAGCCCAUCAAGCAAACCCAACGUUCCAACCAAAACGCCAGGUCCCAGCACGAAUGGACCACAACCGUCCCCCAGUCUUGUUCCACAACGUCUUCCUGCUUUUCUCGAUAACCACAACUAUGCCAAGUCACCAAUGCAGGAAGAGGAAGAUCUCGCCUCUGGUGUUGGCCAUGGCCGAAUACCAGUCUCGCAGCAUCACCAUUACUUGAACAAUCAAGUCGAUGAUGACUACGAUGAGGAAGAUGAGGAUGAUUGUCACAACACAAACACUGCUGUCAGGUAUAAAAAGAAAACCAAAUUAUUACAGGAGCAGAGACCCAGUAAACCUAACGAGCAACUUUCCCUCCUUCAACCCAACACUAUCAACGUGCUGACCGAGAAGCUAAAGGAAUCGCAGAAGGACUUGUCUCUUCCUCUCUCUAUAAAAACCACUGCGGGUGGUAUCGCUGUCCAUUCCCAGCCUUCGCCAACCCCCAGCAAUGAGAGCACAGACACCGCUUCAGAAAUCGGAAGUGCUUUCAACUCUCCCCUUCGCUCCCCCAUCCGGUCGGCGAAUCCCACCCGCCCUUCAAGCCCCGUCACCUCUCAGAUCUCCAAAGCGUUGUUUGGGGAGGAGGAAAGCCUGUCACGAGUGGACUGUAUGCGCUAUAACCGAGCCGUGCGUGACCUUGGGCCGGUUGUUAGUACGAACCUUUUGCAUCUCGGAGAGGGAGGAGUGCUGCAGACUCUUGGAAUCACCGUUAUAGAGCAGCAGAAAACAGACGGUAUUAAAAGAUCACCGUUGGCUCACAGCGGAGUCAGCCCCAGUGAAAUCAAAAUGGAAGACGGUAAAGAGUCCUCAGCAUUGUGUGACCGGAAGGAGAGAUCGCCAGUGAGUGGGAACAAUGAACCAAAUGUUGCAGAAAAAUAUUCACCAAAAGAGUUGCUGGCAUUGCUAAAGUGUGUAGAGGCUGAGAUCUCCAACUACGAGGCGUGCCUUAAGGAGGAGGUGGAAAAGCGGAAAAAGUAUAAGAUCGAUGAUCAGCGAAGGACCCACAAUUAUGAUGAGUUCAUCUGUACCUUUAUCUCCAUGCUGGCUCAGGAAGGAAUGCUGGCAAGCCUCGUGGAACAGAACAUAUCUGUUCGCCGGAGGCAGGGUGUGAGCAUCGGACGUCUCCACAAACAGCGUAAGCCAGAUCGGCGGAAACGCUCCAGACCGUACAAAGCCAAACGGCAGUGAUAUUAAAGACUGACUGCACAUUAGCACGGACGUCAUGCUUGAGCACCCAAGCAUUCUCUGCGAGUGUCUGACAACAGCUCUUGGUCCUGAGACCAUUUGCUUCAGGCUGUCUGUCCCCGGCAGAGGACAGAUAAUUACACUAAUGUUGGAUCUGGCUUGGAAAAGAAAACUGAGGAUGGGAGCGGUAGAAUGUCAGUGAGUCAAGGCUAGUGGUGUCAAGGAGACUGUUUUCUAAACGUGGACCACAACAAAAUAGCACAAAGCUGACCACCCCCCCCACCCCAAUCUUCUUAUUGCCCUUACCAACAGAAGCAUGACAAACUACACUGGGAGGUAUAGCCUUGAUCUGGCUUCUAUUGUGUACGCAGACUGAAUGAACUGCUUUUAUUCCAUCUGAUCCACCCACCCAACCCAACCCCUGGGUGAGCAGUAUCCCUCGUCAUUUCAUUUUGGGGGGUGGGGGAACACUUAUUUUGUGGACAGGGAAAGGACAACUGUUCUGCUGUUACAACCCUGACACUGACUGAUUGGAUUGAGGGCUCAGAAGGGAGUUGGUUGCUUGAAGUUGGCUGCGACACAUGUAGAAGAACACCGAGGGUUUGGAUACUCGCUUGGGGUAUCUUUGUUUGGAGGUUUCUUGUUUGAAUUUUGAAUUAAUUGCCAAUUUAAAUUAAAGAGCACUUUUUAAAACGGCUGCAUUGAGCAAUAAAUUGAAACAAACCUGAAAUGAAA
This is a messenger RNA of Callorhinchus milii (elephant shark), 2981 nucleotides long. RefSeq names its product BRCA1 associated protein-1 (ubiquitin carboxy-terminal hydrolase) (gene bap1). Gene Ontology annotation, biological process: protein deubiquitination; ubiquitin-dependent protein catabolic process. Gene Ontology annotation, molecular function: cysteine-type deubiquitinase activity. Lineage: Eukaryota; Metazoa; Chordata; Chondrichthyes; Chimaeriformes; Callorhinchidae. The coding region runs from base 54 to 2249 and encodes 731 amino acids. Gene Ontology annotation, cellular component: cytoplasm. The transcript has 18 exons. The record is from RefSeq and is a predicted model, not a curated record.